AUGCUCCGGGGCGGCUGGGGAGAGCAUCGCGAUGCUCUGGGGCGUCCGGGGAGAGCAUCGCGACGCUCUGGGGCGUCCGUGGAGAGCAUCGCGGCGCUCUGGGGGGUCCGGGGAGAGCAUCGCGACGCUCUGGGGCGGCUGGGGAGAGCAUCGCGACGCUCUAGGGCGUCCCGGGAGAGCAUCGGGCGUCCGGGGAGAGCAUCGCGACGCUCUGGGGCGUCCGGGGAGAGCAUAGCGACGCUCUGGGGCGUCCCGGGAGAGAAUCGCUACGCUCUGGGGCGUCCGGGGAAAGCAUCCCGACGCUCUGGGCCGUCCGGGGAGAGCAUCACGACGCUCUGGGGCGGCUGGGGAGAGCAUCGCGAUGCUCCGGGGCGGCUGGGGAGAGCAUCACGAUGCUCUGGGGCGUCCGGGGAGAGCAUCGCGACGCUCAAGGGCGUCCGGGAGAGCAUCGCGAUGCUCUGGGGCGUCCGGGGAGAGCAUCGCGACUCUGGGGCGUCCGGGGAGAGCAUCGCGAUGCUCUGGGGCGUCCGGGGAGAGCAUCGCGACUCUGGGGCGUUCGGAGAGAGCAUCGCGACGCUCUGGGCCGUCCGGGGAGAGCAUCGCGACGCUCUGGGGCGUCCGGGGAGAGCAUCGCGAUGCUCUGGGGCGUCCGGGGAGAGCAUCGCGACGCUUUGGGGCGUCCGGGGAGAGCAUCGCGAUGCUCCAGGGCGGCUGGGGAGAGCAUCACGAUGCUCUGGGGCGUCCGGGGAGAGCAUCGCGACGCUCUGGGGCGUCCGGGGAGAGCAUCGCGAUGCUCUAAGGCGUCCGGGGAGAGCAUCGCGAUGCUCUGGGGCGUCCGAGGAGAGCAUCGCGACGCUCUGGGGCGUCCGGGGAGACCAUAGCUACGCUCUGGGGCGUCCGGGGAGAGCAUCGCGAUGCUCUGGGGCGUCCAGGGAGAGCAUCGCGACGCUCUGGGGCGUCCGGGGAGAGCAUAGCGAUGCUCCGGGGCGUCCGGGCAUCGCGACGCUCUGGGGCGUCGGGGGAGAGCAUCGCGACGCUCUGGGGCGUCCGGGGAGAGCAUCGCGACACUCUGGGGCGUCCGGGGAGAGCAUCGCGACGCUCUGGGGCGGCUGGGGAGAGCAUCGCGUCGCUCUGGGGCGUCCGGGUAGAGCAUCGCGACGCUCUGGGGCGUCCGGAAAGAGCAUCGCGACGCUCUGGGGCGUUCGGGGAGAGCAUCGCGACGCUCUGGAGCGUCCGACGAGAGCAUCGCGACGCUCUGGGGCGUCCGGGGAGAGCAUCGCGGCGCUCUGGGGCGUCCGGGGAGAGCAUCGCGACGCUCUGGGGCGUCCGAGGCGAGCAUCGCGACGCUCUGGGGCGUCCGGGGAGAGCAUCGCGGCGCUCAGGGGCGUCCGGGGAGAGCAUCGCGGCGCUCUGGGGCGUCCGGGGAGAGCAUCGCGACGCUCUGGUGCGUCCGGGGAGAGCAUAGCGACGCUCUGGGGCGUCCGGGGAGAGCAUCGCGACGCUCUGGGGCGUCCGGGGAGAGCAUCGCGGCGCUCUGGGGCGUCCGGGGAGAGCAUCGUGACGCUCUGUGGCGUCCGGGGAGAGCAGCGCGACGCUUUGGGGCGUCCGGGGAGAGCAUCGCGACGCUCUGGGGCGUCCGGGGAGAGCAUCGCGACGCUCUGGGGCGUCCGGGUAGAGCAUCGCGACGCUCUGGGGCGUCCGGGGAGAGCAUCGCGACGCUCUGGGGCGUUCGGGGAGAGCAUCGCGACGCUCUGGGGCAUCCGGGGAGAGCAUCGCGACGCUCUGGGGCGGUUGGGGAGAGCAUCGCGACGCUCUGGGGCGUCCGGGUAG
Closterium sp. Naga37s-1 is the source of this 1830-nucleotide messenger RNA. NCBI's taxonomy places the organism in Eukaryota, Viridiplantae, Streptophyta, Zygnematophyceae, Desmidiales, Closteriaceae. The record is from the annotation of a GenBank genome assembly.